UGACGCACGUUUUGUUGUGGAGCGCGCCAACACAGCAGCCAGCAUCCAGAGUGGUAGUGCUUAAAACUAUAGAGAAAUAACUGUUAACCUAGCUUGGAGCUAAAUAAACAGUUGACCGGACUCAUGGCUUCUACAAAUAAAGCGGCGUUACAGACCAGAAAUUUACCAUGGGUUGAAAAAUACAGACCACAGACUCUGGAUGAUCUGAUUUCACACAAAGAUAUUCUAAGCACCAUCCAGAGGUUCAUCAGCGAGGACAAGCUUCCCCAUCUCUUGUUCUAUGGCCCCCCUGGAACAGGCAAAACCUCCACCAUUCUUGCCUGUGCCAGGCAGCUGUACAAAGACAAAGAGUUCAACUCCAUGGUGCUGGAGCUAAAUGCAUCAGAUGAUAGAGGUAUUGAUGUGGUGCGAGGUCCUAUUCUGAGUUUUGCCAGCACCCGGACCAUCUUCAAGAAGGGCUUCAAGUUGGUGAUACUGGACGAGGCUGAUGCCAUGACCCAGGAUGCCCAGAAUGCAUUGCGGCGAGUGAUUGAGAAGUUCACAGAAAACACUAGAUUCUGUCUGAUCUGCAACUACCUGUCCAAGAUCAUCCCGGCCCUGCAGUCUCGCUGCACCAGGUUUCGCUUCGGCCCGCUGUCCCCGGACCAGAUGAUCCCCCGCCUGGAGCAUGUGAUCCAGCAGGAGAGUAUUGACAUAACUCCAGAUGGAAUGAAGGCCAUUGUGACCUUAUCAUCAGGUGAUAUGAGAAGAUCACUCAACAUACUGCAGAGCACCAGUAUGGCGUAUGGGAAGGUCACAGAGGACACAGUUUACACCUGCACAGGUCACCCACUCCGCUCAGACAUAGCCAACAUCCUCGACUGGUCUCUCAACAAAGACUUCACCACAGCAUACAAACAAAUCCUUCAGCUGAAGACUUUGAAAGGUUUGGCUCUGCACGAUAUCCUCACUGAGAUUCAUCUGCUCAUACACAGAGUGGACUUUCCUCCAGCUAUUCGGAUUGGUCUGCUCAUCAAGUUGGCCGACGUAGAACACCGGCUCGCCUCAGGAACAGAUGAGAAGAUCCAGCUGAGCUCCAUGGUCGCAGCUUUCCAGGCAGUGAGAGACCUCGUGGCCAGUGAGGCCUCCUAGAUACAGUAACUGCUUUACCCCACAACAAAAAUCUGUCUCUUAAAUGCUAACCAGAGCCAUGUGAAGAGAAAAAAUUUCAAUGACGCAUUACUGGCCACAUUCACUCUAGUUUGUACCACAGUGAAAAACAAGGGUGCCAUCCAGAACUCUGUAACCCCUCUAAAAGAGAGAUUGGUCUUUUAUCUCUUGCUGCUUUUGUCAAUGUAACCACAACCUUUUAAACAGUUUGGCCAAAAUCCUGCUGCAUCCAAGAUCCUUUCUAUAAGGCUGUAUAAUUUUCACUUGUUUAUUUCUCUCCCUGUGGCUGUGGUGUGCAGUGUUUGUUUGUUUUUGGAAGAAAACAGAUGUCCUUAGGUGUCCACUGCGUGAUUGCCCACCACUGCUCCACAGCCUGAAUGUACAGUGCGGCAGAUGUCUCCGACACAGAUGCUAGCAGCUAUCUGAGUCACUCCCAUCUGCAUGCAAACUGAGCAAAAUGGAAGGCAGUUGAUUUGUAGCGCCAGCACCAAAAACCAUCCAUCCUGUGGGCUCUCGGUUAAAAUAUAGACAGAAAAUCUAAUUACCAGGAUCAAUGCACAGUCACUGUAAGAAUAAUAACUCUUGGACAUGUAAAUGUUUGAAUCUGUUUAAUAAAACUAUUUCCUAUAA
Molecule: messenger RNA, 1779 nt
Organism: Lates calcarifer (barramundi perch)
Lineage: Eukaryota; Metazoa; Chordata; Actinopteri; Centropomidae
Gene: rfc5
Product: replication factor C (activator 1) 5
Exons: 11
Coding region: 124-1131 (335 amino acids)
Biological process (GO): DNA-templated DNA replication; DNA repair
Cellular component (GO): DNA replication factor C complex; nucleus
Molecular function (GO): DNA binding; ATP hydrolysis activity; DNA clamp loader activity
Source: RefSeq, a predicted model, not a curated record